AUGGCAACACAGGCUGCCGAGAAGCACGACGCCCUGACGGUUUGGGCCAACGACACAACUCACGACUUCUACUACCCUCCUUCCGAUUCACAAGUACCAGACGAUCCAGUCAGAACGGAACCUGGUCGCGCAUGGGAUGAGGCCGACUUCGCGAAGAAACAAGCGUCACUGGCCUACGCAGUCAACAAGAAUAAACCACCACACGCCGGAAGAUUUCCCAUUCGGACUAAACUCCAACCUCUCGAUAGCGGCUCGAAGAAAACGAUCUUGACCAACCAUUUCCAGCUGAAGACGCGCGACAAGGAACUCUACGAGUACGAAAUUCUCGAUCUCGACGCGGACGGUCCGACUCGGAAAAAGAUCCAGGCUUUGUUUCGUAAAGCAGUCGAUACAUGGCCUUUCCUUAACGCCCACCAGGACAGUUUCGCUACAGACGGCCAGAAAACCAUCGUAUCUUGGAAAAGCCUGCACAGUAACAUGGACCCUAGCACGCUCGAAGCAGGCGCUUCAUCUACUUGGCGCCGCGAUCUUGUAGUCAAUAGCGCUAUUACCAUCCCAGCGCGUUUCAGCUUCGUUGGAACGGUCGAUGUUGCUGGUCUCAUCCAGCAGAGCGAGAGUAACCCGGACCAAGAAAAGACUGACCAUACUUCUGCGGAGCGGUGUCUUAACAUCCUUAUUGCGAAGAGCUUUGACGUAAGCGUAGUCCGGCUUUCUGGAAAGAAAUUCUACGUAAGAAAAGCUCGCGCAAACCUUGGAAGUUCCACGUCGCUUGAGAUCAUUCGAGGCUACCAUUACGCUGUCAGGCCGGGUAUGGGAAACCUGCUCAUGAACUUCAACGUUGCGACUAGUGCAUUCUUUCGUCCAAUCCUUGUAAGCGAGUUUCUUGCGGAUCGUGGCACCUUUAGCAGCGACUAG
Molecule: messenger RNA, 915 nt
Organism: Alternaria viburni
Lineage: Eukaryota; Fungi; Ascomycota; Dothideomycetes; Pleosporales; Pleosporaceae
Exons: 1
Coding region: 1-915 (304 amino acids)
Source: RefSeq, a predicted model, not a curated record